CGCGGUCUAGUUGAUUUCAGUUCGGCUGAUUUGUUUCGUUUGAUCUAGGUAGCUGCAUUUGACGUGAUUCUGGUUUCUGUUUGGCUUCAACUGUAUUGAUUUUGUUAAGAAUAGUCGUCAAAAGCUUCCUCUAGGCCUGAAGGCAGUUAUGGUGCAGGAGAAUGCUUGAGAAUGUGUUUCAUGUGAAAAUUAUAGGGUGCACCUAAAAUCCUCCUGUUUGUGGCGUCUCAAUGAUUUCUGUAGAGCUUCGUUUCAUCACUUGUGUCCAUAUUUGUCGUUCACGAAUGUUUCAGUAAAUGUUUAUGGCUAUAAUCAGGAACUUUCCAAAACGGUAACUGUGGUAAGGAAUUUAUAUUUUUUUCCGCUAUAGUUUCCAAGUCAAUGUCUCUUUUAAGUUGCUUACUGUACUCCGUUGGCUAUUCAUGAAUUUAUUAUUGAAAAGCUUCCGUUUUCAUUUACAGUGGUACCGAAUGAACGCAUUGGCACCUGGAUACAAUGGCAACCAACCUGCCGUUCCUAUAUCAGUGGAUAUCAAAAAACUUUUUGACGGAAUUAUGUUAAGUCACCGGUAUACCAGUUGGGUUCAAGUACAAGAUGCUCUAAGUCAGCUGGAAUCAGUAAUAUAUGUAUAUAUGUAUGACAGAGUAUUCCUAGGCAACUCAUACACAUUAAGUAAUCAAAAGUAUAAUUUACGUAAGGAUGUGAGACCAGGUAAUUGAAGUAGUUUAAAGUUAUUUUUGAAGCCAUGCCUUUGAGAUCAGAUGUUAUGCGCAUAAUAAUAAUAAUAAUAAUACGUGGAUUCGAAUACAGGGAUAACCAGCAGAAUUUGCUUCGCCCUGGAAUCACAGGUUCAGUUAUAUCGGAAAUAUGGAGAGGUGGUGUGUAUUAACUGAACAUACAAUAUCAAUAAGGACGGGUAGGUUAUACGUGAAACGGUUGACAAAUCUUAAUCAGAUAUUCUCUAUUUCAGUUGGUGGUAACAGACAAUAUGGGUCAUGGCAAGCCUGUUUUUUGGCAUGGACGAGAUGAGAGAGGUCAUGUGAUGUAGCUUGGAUAUUGGAACAAUUCCAAAGAAUAAUGCAGGAUACGUCCAUUACAGAAACUUUCGUAAUGGAUUCGGCCAACUGUGAGAUUGUAGUGACCCAUUUUAGUACUCAUAAUCGUACUAUACUUUCAUUGCGUAAUUGUACUUUCAUUUAUUUAUUAUUCUAAAUCUUGCAUGUUAAAAAUUGAUACCUUUUGUACUCGCUCGAUUUUUGAAUUGUUGAUUGCUGCAAUAAUACACUAUCGUAUUCCUUCGCAAGUGCCUUUUGAAUUACGUUGCGGAUGUCGAGUAAUCGCAACGUUAGGGCACAAUUGUAAACGCGAGGAAGUAUUAGGAUAUGUGUAUACGCUAGUUCAGUCAAAAUAAAGCAGCAACAAAUUGGCGAGCUCGACAUAGCUGAUUGAUGGACUACAUCAUUUCGAAGUAUACACAGUGGAAUAAAUCAUCUUUGCCAUCGCAUUAACUUUUAUAACUUCAUAACAUUUGGAUGUAUAAUUACUGAUAUUUCUGAUAAAAGUACCUCCGGACCUGGCGGCACAGCGACUGCUAUCCCAGUUCACCCUGAUACUCAAGCAGCUGGCUGUUAUGCAACACCUCAAUUCCAG
Messenger RNA from Trichobilharzia szidati, 1650 nucleotides. The record is from the annotation of a GenBank genome assembly. NCBI's taxonomy places the organism in Eukaryota, Metazoa, Platyhelminthes, Trematoda, Strigeidida, Schistosomatidae.